UCAACACCUCUUUUUCUUCUGCACCAAUACGCGUCGCAUUCACUACACCACCAAUACCACUAACACCAACACCACGACCGAAUCUAACCUUGUCGCACACCUACUGCAACGUCAACGACAGAACAACUUAUCCGUAGGUCACUGGAACAGGUGCACGAUAUGCAGACUAUCGAUGAGAUCGAUGAGAGGAUGAACGAGGAGGGGAGCGGUAGCAGUGCUGGAGUCACUAUCAUGAAAAGGGCGAGGACGACGACGGAUAGGCCUAUUCGACCACUUCCUACAUCCAGGACGAAGAAAAUUGCUGGAACGACACCGCUCAAAGCAGCCGCAGUGCCCUUCGUGCCCAACCCUAACCCGCUGAUGCUCCCUGUGCAGGCACAUGUGCCUAAGGGUGCAGCAGCAGCGUCUCAACGACGUCUUUUUGUCGUGCUGGAACAGGCCUGCUUGGAAGCUUACCGUAUCUCGAGUGGGAGUGCGAAGGGCGGCAGGCAUGGUAAGGGAGGCGAGGGCGACGUCAAGUAUACCUUGCUCAACUGCGACGACCACCAGGGUAUCCUCGCCAAGACAGGAAGAGACAUUGCAGAUGCUAGGCCCGAUAUUACUCACCAGUGUCUGUUGACUCUCCUGGAUUCGCCCUUAAACAAAGCUGGCCUUCUUCAAGUGUACAUCCAUACAGCGAAAGGCGUGCUCAUCGAAGUCAAUCCGCAUGUCAGAAUACCGAGGACGUUCAAGCGAUUUAGCGGGCUGAUGGUCCAACUACUCCACAAACUGUUUAUUCGUGGUGUCAAUGGUCCAGAGAAGCUAUUAAAAGUCAUCAAAAAUCCCGUCGUCGACCACUUCCCACCCAACACGAUUAAACUGACGCUGUCGGGUGACGCCAAAACCCAGCGCCUUUCACAAUACCUACCCACACUACCUCAGACUCAUAACAUUGCUGUUUUCGUGGGAGCCAUGGCUCGUGGAAGGGAUGAUUUUGCGGAUGCCUACGUCGACGAAAAAAUAGGUAUCAGCGAGUACCCACUGAGUGCUAGUGUUGCUUGCGGCAAG
Desarmillaria tabescens is the source of this 1047-nucleotide messenger RNA. RefSeq names its product Nep1-domain-containing protein. Gene Ontology annotation, molecular function: rRNA (pseudouridine) methyltransferase activity; rRNA binding. The transcript is spliced from 3 exons. Gene Ontology annotation, biological process: rRNA base methylation. Gene Ontology annotation, cellular component: nucleolus; small-subunit processome. NCBI's taxonomy places the organism in Eukaryota, Fungi, Basidiomycota, Agaricomycetes, Agaricales, Physalacriaceae. The annotation marks the transcript as partial. The record is from RefSeq and is a predicted model, not a curated record.